Molecule: messenger RNA, 1716 nt
Organism: Opisthorchis viverrini
Lineage: Eukaryota; Metazoa; Platyhelminthes; Trematoda; Opisthorchiida; Opisthorchiidae
Exons: 1
Coding region: 1-1716 (571 amino acids)
Biological process (GO): transmembrane transport
Cellular component (GO): membrane
Molecular function (GO): transmembrane transporter activity
Source: RefSeq, a predicted model, not a curated record
AUGGAGGAGAAAGCCUCUGCUAUGUCUAUUCCUAUGAUUGAGGGAACCAACUCGGGAGCUGAGUCUACUGCAGGAACGACACUGAAUGCUGAUGAUAUACUGAAUGAAUUGGUAAAACCGUGUGGUUUAUGGCAAUGGUCUAUUGUGUUUUUGUUGACGUUCAGUUGCAGCUCAUUGAUGACCUUUCCAGUUUAUGCCAACUCAGCUUCUCCUCAUCGCUGCCGAAUGGAACCAUCUGUUGAAUACCUAUUAAAAGAACGCAACAUGUCCUUCGACCAAGUGGCUUCAUUGAUAGGGCCGUGGAAAUAUACGGAUCUGAGUGACACAGUCCAGAGCGGCUGUUAUCGAUAUCGAGUGAACUGGGGUAGCUUAAGUGGGGAGGAGCUGUUUCAAGUGGACAAUGCUACUGAGCUCGAACCGUGUCCUCUGGGAUACGUCCACGAUAGCAAUCCACAUUUCUACCCCGGUAAUGUAGUGAGUGAAUUCGAAACAGUCUGUGACCGAGCAUGGUUGGUACCUCUAGGUACUUCUAUUUACAUGUUUGGUGCAGCCAUGGGCAAUCUUCUCGGAGGAUGGAGUGGUGGUCGCUUCGGACGGAAGAAAACCCUGAUUCUCGUCUCCCUAAUCGAGUUUCUAUCUGGUAUUUGGACCUCGUUAUCGCCCAGUUAUUUGAGCUAUGUGCUAGCCAGAGGAUUUAUGGCAGUGGGAAUGGUAGCUAAAAGCAAUGUGACAGGUAUUUUGAUGAUCGAGCUGACUUUGGCCCGAUACCGGUCUAUUUUCAGAGCAAUUUUAUCCUUGGGAUUAGCAUUCAUCUAUCGUUCUUUGAUGGCCUUAUGGGCAUAUUGGAUACCCGAUUGGCGAUGGCUCAAUGUGGCUGUGACGGCUCCUAAUAUGCUGAGUGUGUUGUACUUUUGUCUGCUACCCGAAUCCCCAAGGUGGUUGUUCUCCCAGAAGCGUUACUCCGAAGGAAUCGCUGUCUUUAAAUCUGGCUACCGAAUCAACCAUUUGAACAAACCUAAACUCCAUUUGGGUCGAUUCACCCAACUUGCAAAUGAAGCAAAGAAACUGGAACUAUCUCAAGCGAACGAAGAGAGCAAAACAAUGGGACUCAGUUGUCACUGCUCCUUAAUAAAACCGUUGUACUCACGGAAACUAUUCAAGACCACCAUGCUCUCCAUAAUCAUUAUGUUGGGGGUGACAAUGUCGUUCAUUGGCCUUUUAUUUUAUGCUCGAGCGGUGCGUCACUAUGUCUACAUCGUGGGAUUUCUCAAUGCGCUCACGGGUGUGCCUGGCAUAGUCCUGUUUUCGCUACUGUAUCGCUUCUUUCGGAACCGGAAACGUCCUCUUGCAACUUUGGUUAGUUUGGCAUGUAUCAUAUUACUUGCAACUGGCCUCUACACCAUAAUCUUCAAACCAUCCACGGACACCGUAUUGAUCGUUUCCUCAAAUAUCUGCCUAGUUCUUCUUCAGGCAUCACUCAACAUGGGAAUUCUCUACGUACCUGAACUUUUUUCAUCGGAGAUUCGAACGCAAGGUUUCGGAUUAAUAAUGGGUCUGUCCAAAGUUGGUGGUAUUGUAUGUAGUUUUGUCAAUGCUCUUGAUCAACAAGUCGUGCACGGCUGCCCACUGUUGAUCUACUCCGGGGUACUUCUCCUUGUGCUUUGUUCACUCAUGUUCCUUAGAGAUACUAGCGGAGAAAAUCUACCUGAUAACUAG